AGACGUGCUUGUUGAGGCGAGAUGGCUGAUUACUCUACAGUUCCACCACCCAAUUCCGGAGCCGGUGUGAACGAUGCCUUUAAAGACGCACUUCAGAGAGCGAGACAGAUUGCUGCUAAAAUUGGAGGUGAUACCGGAACAACGAUAAAUUCAAACGACUAUGGAUUUGGUGGGCAGAAGAGGCCACUUGAUGAUGGAGAUCAACCAGAGGCCAAAAAAGUUGCUCCUCCAAAUGAUUCUUUUACUCCAUCAAUGCCUCCGAUGCACCAGCAGCAAAGGUCUGUCGUUACAGAGGAAUACAAGGUUCCAGAUGGAAUGGUGGGAUUCAUUAUUGGCAGAGGAGGCGAACAGAUUUCUCGCAUUCAGCAGGAGUCUGGCUGCAAAAUACAAAUUGCUCCAGAUAGUGGAGGCAUGCCCGAUAGGUCUUGUAUGCUUACUGGAUCCCCUGAUUCUGUUCAAGCUGCAAAAAGGUUACUCGACCAGAUUGUUGAAAAAGGAAGACCAACUCCUGGGUUUCAUCAUGGAGAGGGUUCAGGAAAUGCCGUCCAAGAAAUAAUGAUUCCUGCCAGUAAAGCUGGAUUAGUAAUUGGAAAGGGAGGAGAAACCAUUAAGCAACUCCAGGAAAGAGCUGGCGUUAAGAUGGUCAUGAUCCAAGAUGGACCCCAAAACACAGGAGCUGACAAGCCUUUAAGAAUUGCAGGGGAUCCAUACAAAGUACAGCAAGCAAAGGAAAUGGUGUUAGAAUUGAUUCGCGAUCAAGGAGGUUUCAGAGAAAUUCGGAAUGAGUAUGGCUCAAGAAUAGGAGGAAAUGAAGGGAUAGAUGUUCCUAUACCACGAUUUGCUGUUGGAAUUGUGAUAGGCAGAAAUGGCGAAAUGAUUAAGAAAAUACAGAAUGAUGCAGGUGUUAGAAUACAGUUCAAACCAGAUGACGGAUCUACUCCAGAAAGGAUUGCACAAAUUACUGGCCCCCAAGACAGAUGUCAACAUGCUGCUGAAAUUAUAAAUGACCUGCUGCGUAGUGUUCAGUCAGGAAAUGCUGGUGGACCAGGGCCUGGUGGCAGAGGAAGAGGCAGAGGGCAAGGAAACUGGAAUAUGGGACCUCCAGGUGGUUUACAGGAAUUCAACUUUGUUGUUCCCACAGUGAAAACAGGCCUUAUAAUUGGAAAAGGUGGGGAAACAAUUAAAAAUAUAAGCCAGCAGUCUGGGGCUCGGAUAGAGCUGCAGCGGAAUCCCCCACCAAAUGCGGAUCCCAAUGUAAAGUUAUUUACUAUCCGUGGAUCUCCACAACAGAUAGACUAUGCCCGGCAGCUGGUUGAAGAAAAGAUAGGCGGUCCUGUAAAUCCCUUGGGGCCCCCGGUUCCUCAUGGUCCACCUGGUGUUCCAGGACCUCAUGGCCCACCAGGUCCUCCUGGCCCUGGUGCUCCUAUGGGACCUUACAAUCCACCACCUUAUAAUCCUGGCCCUCCAGGACCUGCACCACAUGGACCCCCUGCUCCAUAUACUCCUCAAGGAUGGGGCAAUACUUAUCCACACUGGCAGCAACCAAGCCAGCCAGACCCAAGUAAAGCAGCUACAGACCCUAAUUCUGCAGCAUGGGCAGCUUAUUAUGCACACUAUUAUCAGCAGCAAGCACCCCAACCACCCGCAGCUCCAAAUGCUGCACCAACUACAACACAAACUAACGGGCAAGCUGAACCUCCAGCUGCUGCACCCCCAGCUGGGCAAGUGGAUUACACAAAGGCUUGGGAGGAGUAUUACAAGAAAAUAGGUCAGCAAGGGCCACCACAAGAUUAUACAAAAGCAUGGGAAGAAUAUUACAAAAAACAAGGGCAAACCGUUCCAACUCCAGGAGCUGCACCGCCUGCAGGACAACCAGAUUACAGUGCAGCCUGGGCAGAGUAUUACCGACAGCAAGCAGCAUAUUAUGCUCAAACAAGUCCACAAGGGAUGCCACAACAUCCGCCAGCACCACAGGGCCAAUAAUGCGAAGUGGACAGUACAGUAUUUGCUUCAUUGUGUUGGGGAAAACCUUUGUUAAAUAUAUGGAUGCAGACGCCUUGAUGAAGAUCUUAAUUUUUUGUUUCGGUUUAAAAUUGUUUUGAAAAAAAUGUACAAAACUAUCACUACUGACUGAUAGGAGGCUAUAUUUCUGUGUAGAAAUGAAAACUGGUUUGUUUUUAGUAUAUUAGUGUAGAUGUACACAUUCCAGCAAAUGUAUUUGCAACUAUGUGGUCAAUGCUUUGUCAUACAAAUGUACUUUUUCAAUGUAUACUUUAUGACUUUUAAAAUGCCUGUUUUGUGCUUUACAAUAAAUAAUAUGAAACCUCCUGUGUCGGUAAGUUGGAUAUGUGAGUAUUUAAACUAUCAUUUGUUUGUUUUUUUUUUAUUUGACGGGGGGAGGGAUAUCUGUUCAAUUUUAUUACUGCUUUGAAGAAAAGUAGAUUGCCAGUUUUUAAGCUCUUACUUGACAGAUUUUACUCAGUUUAAUUUUCAAGAACUUGUUUUAAUAGGGACCUGUGACAGAUUGUUGUAUACCCAUCAGUAGUGGAUGCUUUUUGUUUUGUUGCAUGUAUAAAUUGGACUGCAGUCCUUAUUUUUUCUCCCACUGAGUAAAGUUUUUGUAUAUGACCACUUUUCAGAACUGUAGGGCUGUGCUCUUCUGCCUCCAAACAUUUUGUUGUUGUUUUUUUUUAUACUUUAUCUGCAUAAACAAUAUUUUCAGAAAGUUUGUAUUGACGUUAUUUGCAUAUUCUUUUGGAAGAUAACCUUUCUGUAGUAACAUUGUUUUGCUGCUGGUUAUGCUGAAUAAUUAGCUAUUAGAAUUUUCUGAAUGUUGAAAAUGAACGUUAAUACAGUCAGCUUUAAAAUCUGAAUACUAAAAAUUUCAAAAGUAUUAAUAACCGUUUAUCACCUCAGUCAAAUUAUAAUUUUUUUACAAAUAAACUUUGAUUUCAAUGUCCA
Xenopus tropicalis (tropical clawed frog) is the source of this 2961-nucleotide messenger RNA. It is a transcript of the gene fubp1, whose product is annotated as far upstream element binding protein 1. Gene Ontology annotation, cellular component: nucleus. The record is from RefSeq and is marked provisional. Gene Ontology annotation, biological process: regulation of DNA-templated transcription. The coding region runs from base 22 to 1983 and encodes 653 amino acids. The transcript has 21 exons. Gene Ontology annotation, molecular function: RNA binding; nucleic acid binding. Lineage: Eukaryota; Metazoa; Chordata; Amphibia; Anura; Pipidae.